GAAUGCUCUUCAUCCUCAUUCAAGGAGCCCGAGCGACGGGAACGCACGGGCCAGACAGCCUUGCGUGAAACACAAGGUCCCCACGCAGAAUUAGGGACGCCUCGCUGGACCCGUGCAGCCUUGUCCCCGCCCCCCGACGAGGCACAGCAUCCGUCCUCAUGCGCUCGCACGCUGCGUGAGCCCCGUCAAAAGCGCAGAGCGGUGGCUUCUGUCGGACCGAUGGAGUCGUAGUAAUAGUAGUAGCGACAGGAUUCAUCCCCAGCGCGCCGCUUUUUUCGCCCGUGUUCCUUUAAUGGAUUCGCCUUUUCUCUGGAAUACUGCUUCGUCCUGUCGCGAGUGAGCUGCUGUGAAUCCUGAGAGGAGAAGCCUCCGACAGGAGACAAGAUGGCGUCCAACAACACCCUGCGCAGCUACUCCAUCAUCCCAUGCUUCAUCUUUGUGGAGCUCGUCAUCAUGUCCUGCACGGUGCUGCUGGCCUACUACAUGGAGUGCACCGACCUGUUCAGCGUUCACGUGCAGGGCUUCUUCUGCAACGACGCCGAGCUGAUGAAGCCGUACCCCGGCGCCGAGGAGUCCAGCUUCAUCCCACCCCUCAUCCUGUACUGUGUGGUCGCUGCCGCCCCCACGGCCAUAAUUUUCAUCGGAGAGGUGUCCAUGUAUGUGAUGAAAUCAACCAGGGAGGCUCUCCUGGCCCAGGAGAAAACCAUUGUGACGGGAGAUUGCUGUUACCUCAACCCACUCGUUCGCCGCAUCAUACGCUUCAUAGGUGUGUUCGCCUUUGGCCUCUUCGCCACCGACAUCUUCGUCAACGCCGGCCAGGUGGUGACGGGUGGCCUCUCGCCUUACUUCCUGUCCGUGUGCAAGCCCAACUACACCGGCACCGAGUGUCGCUUCAACCACCAGUUCAUCGUCAACGGCAACAUCUGCACGGGGAACCCGGUGAUGGUGGAGAACGCCCGCAGGUCCUUCCCGUCCAAAGACGCCUCGCUGAGUGUUUACUCCGCUGUUUACCUGACGAUGUACAUCACCAGCACCAUCAAGACCAAGUCCAGUCGUCUGGCCAAGCCCGUGCUCUGCCUGGGGACGCUCUGCUCGGCCUUCCUCACCGGCCUCAACCGGGUCUCGGAAUACCGGAACCACUGUUCAGACGUAGUGGCUGGAUUUAUACUGGGAUCCGCAGUGGCUCUGUUUCUGGGUAUAUGUGUGGUGAACAACUUCAGAGGAGUCCACAGUGCAGCGGUGAAGCAGAAGACUGAGGACUACCGGGGUCUGCCUCUAAUGACUUUCCCCCGUGUGGAGAGUCCUCUGGAGACCCUCAGUGCACAGAACCACUCGGCGUCGAUGACGGAGGUCACAUGACUAAGGGGGCAGCACCGGGUCACGUUUGCGUCUCCACAGCACUUCCAGACACAAUGACGAAGACGCAUGCCACGUGGCGCCGAAUGCUUAACAAACAACACUCCUGAAAUAUCUCUGUUUAAAUCACCCCAGGAACAAAAUACGCGGUGUUUUCAAUGGUUCUCAUCCAGUCGGGCUGCGCGUAACUCAACCUGACAAAGCACAGAUCACAACACAAGUAAACGUAAGCACAGAUUGUUUUUGCAGAUAAAUGGAACCAUUUGAAACAUGGGGUGUUUUCCUUCCAUCACGGUGAGCUGUUUGUAGUUAGAGGACGGUGUUUUGUACAUUUUGUAAGAGCGAGCGCGGCCUGUCCUGACCAUGGAUGUAGUAGGGACUCAAAGACAGCAUCAAGCACAGCUUCUGGUUUGCUUCCACUCUAUGAUUAGAAAAGUCAUGAAAAAAAAGAUUAUGCAUAUUGUAUAAAGGUGAAGAGUUCCACAGUGGAGCCAGACUGACGGCACCACAUCCGGCUCCUGAUACAUCCAUGAUCCUGACGGUUCAACCUGCACACUUCCUGUCAUCGCCAUCUAUCGCUCUUGGUCUGAAAAAUUUGCUAUGGAAAAAUAUUGAUGUUGUUGUUCUGUGAUGUUUGUCAUUUGUACAGAAAAAAGAAAGAAACCUUCUUUUUAUUAUAUCCUUCUGUACAUUAAUUGACCACGUCAGGUCAUAUUUUGUAAAGAUUUUUGUUAAUCUUAUGACUAUUACUAUACUUUAUGAUCCAUAUGGACCUGUUUGCCUGCUGUAAACCUGGAUAUGUUUUGGUAUCAGUUUAGGGGAACGUUUGGGGAUCUGCCCCGCCUCCUUUCAAGGGAAUAACAAGAAGAGUCAUGUGACGUCCUCUGAGUCAGAAAAUAGGGUUUAGCACCUACAGUAUGUAAAUGUGUCAAACGUGUUCCACCUGUUUCCUGAUUCAGUGUGAUGUCGAUAGGAGUUCCUCCACAGAGGUCCAGUGGGGCUAGCCUUUCCCAGAUCUUCCUGAAGAUUCCACAAGUAUGUGUUUAGGGAUAAGUUUACACAGAAGAUCCGAUGAAGGACAUUGUCAUAAAACACUGUAUAUGAAUACGCUGUAAUAUAAGGAAUGUAUUGGACUUGCAUAGUCAAGUCCCAGCUAGCCCCUCAAAGGAACCUUACUGUUGACUCCGGUUUUACUUCUCCUCCCCGACCCACCAGUGGAUUGUGAUGCAAUGUUGUGACUCCAUUUCCUAUUGGAAGAUAUGCCCAGCAUGAUGAAAGACGUCAUGAUGUUUUAUAGAUAUUCAUAAUUUGAAUUAUAGUCAUUAUCAUUGUGAUUAUUGUUGUCUUUUACUUUAUUAACAAAAAAGCGUUUCAUUUGAAAUGCUGUAUAUAUUUUUUUUCUUGGUUCGUCCACAGAUUAAAUAGUCAGUAGCAACAA
Messenger RNA from Betta splendens (Siamese fighting fish), 2794 nucleotides. It is a transcript of the gene plppr1, whose product is annotated as phospholipid phosphatase related 1. Bases 385 to 1359 code for a protein of 324 amino acids. NCBI's taxonomy places the organism in Eukaryota, Metazoa, Chordata, Actinopteri, Anabantiformes, Osphronemidae. The record is from RefSeq and is a predicted model, not a curated record. The transcript has 8 exons. Gene Ontology annotation, molecular function: phosphatidate phosphatase activity. Gene Ontology annotation, biological process: signal transduction; phospholipid dephosphorylation; phospholipid metabolic process.